This is a messenger RNA of Diorhabda sublineata, 2470 nucleotides long. RefSeq lists its product as uncharacterized. Gene Ontology annotation, cellular component: pi-body. Gene Ontology annotation, biological process: piRNA processing. Gene Ontology annotation, molecular function: protein binding. The record is from RefSeq and is a predicted model, not a curated record. The transcript is spliced from 2 exons. Bases 53 to 1444 code for a protein of 463 amino acids. NCBI's taxonomy places the organism in Eukaryota, Metazoa, Arthropoda, Insecta, Coleoptera, Chrysomelidae.
UCUAACCUUACUUUUUUAAAAUUAUAAUAAGAGUUUAUGUUUAGUUGUUAAAAUGGCCUAUUUUAUUGGACCAGAUAUAUCGGAUAGUGAUAUUUCGGACGACGAUUAUGUUUCUUACGAAAAUAUACCCGAGAAUACAACAUUUAAGCAAGUAUCUCGAGAAUUAACCGAAAAAGAGAAACAACAUCAAUUGAAUACUUCUAUGUACAAUGCUAUUUGUAAUAACAAUGUAGAAGAUGUAAGAAAAUUCAUUAACAAUGGUUUUGACGUUAACACGUAUCUACAAAAUGAUUGGACACCUUUGUUUUUGGCCGUAUCCUUUGGUAGUGCUAAAAUAACAGAAGAAUUACUAAUGUCUUUAGCGGAUGUACAUUUGAAAAGAGACAGUUGCACAACACUUAUGAUGGCUUGUAACUGCCCCAAAGAAACUUCUCCUUGUACGGAAACAUUGAAAGUUAUAAGACUGUUAGUAAACCACGGAGUUGAUGUUAAAGCUGUUAAUAAGACUAGAAUGACUGCUUUGAUGUUUGCUGCGAAUGUAGGUAAUUUACCAGCCGUUCAAUUUUUACUGCCAUUAUCUAAUAAAGAUGCCGAAGAUAACCAAAAGUGGACAGCGCUGUUUUGGGGGGUACAAGGAAAUGCAGUUGACGUAGUAAAAUAUUUAUUAGAGCAAAAUUUGGAGUAUACUAAACCGGAUAUAAGAAACAACACCCCACUUGAUAUUGCUAAAAAUAACGAUUUUAAAAAUAUUAUUGAAUUAUUUCCACAAGAAGAAGACGAAUAUAUUCUAUGUCCAAUAAAUCCGAAUGUAUUAUCAUUUGAUGAAAUGUUUACUGAUUUAAGUACUGCCCAACCUGAUUUCUUCUUAGAUACAUAUAACAUGCUCUGGGGUAUGAGAAGUGAAUGUCUGAUAAAACACUUGAUUGAUAAAAAGUUAACUUUGAAAACAGUUUUAUCCAUAACUGAAGAAGAAUUGGAGGAACUUGGAGUGAAAAUGCCUUUUCAAAGAUACAGAAUCCUAGCGGGUUUAUACAAGUUUCAUAAACACCCUUUUCAUCCGAAAUCAAUACCAGUAGUGCCUUUAACUGAAACUUACAGUAAUAACGAUACUGCAAUACAGAUAUUAUCAGCUAUUAAACAAAUUAUCACUAUGGAAGCAGGGUUGCAUUUUAUAAUGAAACAUUGUAGCACAGAAGAUAUUUCGAUAGAACAACGCGCUUCCAUUAAGAAAAAUAUCAAAAACAUUAGAAAUAUAUUGACAAAGUGUAACAUUAUUUCUAAAAAGAUUUGUGAAAAAACUAAAAAUUUGGAUAAACAACGAGAACCUGUUGAUCUUGUUAAUAAAGAUUCUUGUCGACCCCUAAUACCUUGGAGAAAAAUUUUAUUUUCAGUUUCAGUUGUUACACUCAUACUUGUGAUUCAAUUAAAAAAAUGUGAUUCUUAAGGGUACAAAUCAAAUACGAAGUUUAUUUUUUAACCUUGUUAUUAAAAUAGAGAUGUAUAUUACUUUAAAGCAUAUUAAUGUAUAAAUAUUUUUCAAGAUAAAGGAAAAAUUGUAAAAGAAAUAAUGAUAUUAAAUACCUGUAAAGUCGUUCAUGAGAUAUUUAUCUCUCCACGUUUCCAAUACAAUAUCUAAAAUGAAUAAAUCGUCUUCAUUAGCAGUCUGUAUCAAAUUUUCUAUCGGAAUGUUUAAGGAUUGUCUAGUGUUCAGUUCUUUUGUAUCCUGUCCAAUCAACAUGACAGGAAAAUCAUAGGAUUCUCUUGAAUAUAAUUGGUUAUCGAAUUGAAUCGCAGCUACAGAAACUUUCAAUUUCAUUUUCUAAAAAAUUAUUAGAUAUAAAAAAAACUUAUUAACAUUUUUAUAUAUUAUACUUACCUCAGUUUGUGAAGCCACAAUUACAAUAUUAUCAAAUACCAAACUAGCAACUUCCCACCUUUCUGUUCCUUCUGCUUUUAAUCCAGAAAUAAAUAUCACAGUAAAAGCAUUUAUAAAAGCAUUGAAAUUUAAACAGUCCCACUGAUUACUCAUGGGUAAAGUGCGUACUAAUAGAGAUUUUGUUUUCGGUGAUAAUAGGGAAACGUUAGACUCAGACCAUCUCCUUUUCGAUUCCAAUGAUUCAUCUAGAGAAUUGUAUUCUUUUGAACGAUUUUUGGUAUUAUACCGUUGAUUUUGAUUCUCUAUCGGUAUUACAGUAUCUGACAAAGACCUUGGUAGCUCUUCUGGGUCAUACAGUUUCGAUAGCUGUAGUGGUUCCUGUUUUUGAAAAUUUAAUGUAUAUUUUGUUUAAAUUUUGAGUUGAUAAUUAUUUUUAAAAAUUUGAACUAUUUACAAUUUUAUAUAUCUCAGAAGUGUUUCAUUAACAUGAUUUUAGUUAAACAGGAGAGACAUACGGGGGAGAUACAAUAUGGUUUCAAGUAUAUGGGAUAUUGUCAAUAGUUCUAUAUAGAAUAAAAGCAAUGAUUACCGAAA